Molecule: messenger RNA, 5157 nt
Organism: Trypanosoma cruzi
Lineage: Eukaryota; Euglenozoa; Kinetoplastea; Trypanosomatida; Trypanosomatidae
Exons: 1
Coding region: 1-5157 (1718 amino acids)
Biological process (GO): transmembrane transport
Cellular component (GO): plasma membrane
Molecular function (GO): transmembrane transporter activity
Source: RefSeq, a predicted model, not a curated record
AUGUCCGAGAAAUCACAACCGGAGAUAGAGGCAGGUGCGAGUCAAACCUUGCCGAUAUCUUAUCAGGAAAAUGCAUUAGGUGGGCACUCAUUGGGAUCAUCAGGGAUGGGAUCGUCCGGGCGUCCACACAGAGACACCGCGCGUUCUGUGGCCAUUGAGCAAUUUCUUCUUGACGGCCACCUUAAUGAUUUAAUUGGAGGAGGAGGUGGUGGUGGCAGUGGACCCGGGCUUGCCAAUUCUCUUGCGAGUACGAUGGCCCCAGGGAGUGACAACAUUCGUGGACCAGGUAGCAUCACCGAGAACCCGAGUUUUUUUUCUACAAAAAUGAAUGAUGGACCCGAUGGACAGGUAGCUGAUAACUUGCGACGCAGACCAUCUGCAAUUGAGCUGGAGAAACAACCCAUGGCGUCAGCAAAGGCAUCACGGCCGAUGCCUCAGUUUUUUUUUCCCCAGAAUGUUCCAGGCGGCACCGAAGGAGAGCUAAAAAGUGCAUCGGCAGCAGCGCCUCGUUCGAGUAGACCACCUUCUUCCGUCACUGUUUUUUUACCUGAAGAGGCUCCAACCUCAGGAAACUUCUCAAGUCGUGGAUUCCCACUAGUUUCUUCACCGCUUGAAGGAGAUGCUUUACCUAUGGGCGGCAACAAAAAGGCAAAGGCGUCUCCAAGCUCUCCGCCCCCGUUGGGAGCCACGGGGUCUGCAGAAGCUGACGGCAAGAGAAGUGGCCCGAGGCGUACGAAGUCUGUAGGUGAUAUUUUAGCUUUAAUGAAUGGUUCCAGUGGAAGCCAUCCCGGGCAAGCGCAGUUGCCGUCACGCCCCGUUUCACCCACCACUGGACGCGUGAUUUCUUCCUCUGGUAUUUUUCGGACACCACAUGCCUUCAGUACAGCUGGACAACGCAGAAAUACUCAAGUUUGGGGACAUGCUGGAGCGGAGACUGGAGCGCGAAUGAAUAGACCCAAUUGGCUUUCUGCGGCGGAGAGGCUGCAGCGAGAUCAUGCUUUGGGUAUUUCGGAAAGGCGUUUAGACUCAUUUUACUACCCAGAUUCGAACCGAAGUGCCUGGCAAUGGAAGCCGCAAACAGGUCGUCUGCGCGCUGCUGAUGUUAAGGCCCUUGGACAAUCAGGUCCACCUGGACAGGGGUACAUUGUAAAUCCUCAGUCAGUAAAUUUCUUACUCUCCCCCAACGGAACCCGCACGACGGACCGUGGUAGCGAAUCGCCCGUGACACCCAGGACAGGAAAUAAUCCAUCCAGUUGGGGUGCUAUGUCAGAACAAUUUUCCGGGCGGCACGUGCACGUGCGGGCAAGAAAUAGCGCGCGCCGAGGUUCUACACAAAAAUUAGCCUUAGGCACUUCAUACGCCCAUUCCAACAGACCGUACGAGAACAAAAGCAGUACAGGUGGUGUGGCUUCGCUUGGAUCGACCAACACAAAGUCAUCAAAGGUGGAAAACCACGCUGAGAACAUGUUCAUGUCACUCUUUUCGGGGGCGAAGCACGAAAAAUCGCGACACCCACCCUUAUUCGCCAAUGAUUUUGCCUUGCCUUCUUUGGUUUCAGAUUCGCCUGGAACGAAAAAGGGAUCGCCGCAACUUAGUCGUGGUAGUGCUGGUGGCGCUAGUGGUGGUGCUGGUGGUGGUGCUGGUGGUGGUGCUGGUGGUGGAGCUGGUGGUGGAGCUGGUGGUGGAGCUGGUGGUGGAGCUGGUGGUGGAGCUGGUGGUGGAGCUGGUGGUGAUAAUAACCGAAAGGAGAAUAAGGUUGGGCAACUGAUUCAAGGGGAUGAAGAGGAGCACGAGGAGAGGCACUUUAAGGAGCAGAAUAGCACGGCCUUGCAUGCAAUCCCAUGGGAUCAACGGGCGUUUAUUCCCAUUAGUGGAUUUGGUACCAAAACAUUUAGUAUUUUUUCUGCACCGCUUUUCUGGGAGAAGUUGGACUGGACUGUCCGUGCGUCACUCUUCACGGUUCUUCCAACGAUGAUUCUUACCCUGGAGCCGAAAACGGAAGGCAUUUUCCCAUUGCCUUCCUCCGUAGCAUUUCUUGCAUUCUGGAUCACAAUGCCAACCUUUGGUUCCGGAUUACGGGAAUUUAUCAUUGCCUUGAAGGGAUACGCACUGAGCCUUGCCAUUCUUAUGAUUGUUAUUUUGAUUGGGCCCCGCUCAAGUUGGUUGAUUCUCCUGCUGCUUUUUCUGCUCGUGCUUAUGACCUCCUUCUUUGCUGAACAGGUGAAGAAAACGACUGCAUACUGUCUCGCGGUUUUUCUCAUGCAGUUACAGUCGAAUCCUGAUGGUACAGGGAGAAAGUUUGUUUGGGACUACUUCACCACACUUCUCAUCGCACUCGCCUUUGGUCUUGCGGCGUUCUUCAUUCCGAAUAUUCGCUGGUCGAGCGAUCUCUCGAAGAACUAUGUGUCCAUCCUUGGAAAUUCCCUUAGUAUCUAUGUACAGGGGACGUGCUCUAGCUUCUGGACACGCUCCCCGUUAGAACGUGAGCUGCACAUUCUUCGGCUGCGGCAGUUAAGUGCGACAGCAUCGAAGGCCAUUACGAAGGCCGCAUCGUUUUUUGAUGAAGCGGGCUAUGAGCCGCAUAGUGGCUCUUUCAUGUCCGCCAUCAGCGUCCGACACGAGUUCCUGGUGAACAUCUAUCAAAUUCUUAGUUCCAUGGUGCAGGUGGUGGAGCUCAUCAACGAAAAUCCGCAACGCAUUGAGACCCCGUUGUGUAUUUCUUUCGGAAACGCCAUUGUGGAGGAUCUUGCCAUCAUUUCCUCCGCGAUGGAUAGUAUGAUUUUAAAGAUAUCCGACUUUAAACAUCCCGUGCAGGAGGAAGAUAUUCAAAUGUUUAGGGAGGCACGGGAACGUUUUCAGGAUCGACUUUCAGAAGUACGUCAGGAUGUGAUUCUUGACAAUGAAAUGUACGAGACAGAUGAAUCUGACGUGCUAAUUGGCUUCUUCAUGUUUAGCGUGGAUGAACUUUGUGAGGAGAUCUCCAACUUUUCUACGAAAAAAUCAGCAAACAGCAACUUUUUGGAAUGGCUCAAGGCACCAAUAAAUGAUUGCAAGAGUUCUUUUAAUGCCUUACGCCUUCUUAUCGCCACAAUGAUUCACGGACGCUCCUUGACCCGGCGUGCGAAGGAGGCUAUUAAGCUGGCGCUUUGUAUGACCGUUCCUAGUAUUUUUCAGGUGUACGCACUGCACAAUAGUGAUACAAGUCCAGUUGCGGGUGCGUCUAUUAUUGCCUUUGUGUACAGUCAAACUGGGGCUCAGAGCUUCACGUAUGCAGUAAAUCGAGUGCUUGGAACUGUUCUAGGUUCCCUUACCGCGUUUUUGGGCGUGCAAAUUGCCGACUCACGCCGUCUUAUUUUGUACAUAGCUGUGGCCAUCCUCUCCUUUCUUGGAGCCUAUAUUCAGACAAGCCCUGAAUACUUUGCAGCAGGCAACGCCAUUUGUAACAGUGUCAUCUCGGUCAUCACGCAAUACAGAAAUCCUGCCGCUGCCAUUGUGCGCAUUCAGCAAAACAUGUUUGCCAUUCUCAUUUAUUUUUGUAUUUCGAUGGUACUGUGGCCAAUGCGAGCUCGGGCAAAGGUGCAAAUGGCCUUUGAUGUCAGCUUGCGCUGCUUCCGUGAGGCGACAUGUCGUUUGUUGCGCAAUCUGGAUUUGCCAGAAGAUGUUUGUGAGGUGAACACAGCGGUGACGGAUGUAUUGAAGGAGUGGAACAAGAAGAUUGAUCGUCAGGCCAAUUUCUUGAAUGGUGCUGUGACGGAGCCGACGCUUGUCGGGGCUGGUUUUCCAGAGAUUUCUUGGAAGAAACUCAUAGACGCACAGAGGAGUCUCUGGUCCAUAAUGUCCAUGAUGCGUUUUGCGUACUUUACCUUCAUGUCCAGCAAGGCGGACGAUGUCACAGAGUUGUCUGUGCAUUGGGUUGUUUUGCGGCGCAUCUCACCCCAUGCCAAGGAUCUCUCUGACUUGGUGUACGCCACCGUUGAUCUUUAUUUGCUCUCGAUUGGCAAGACCACUGUUGUGCCGACCAGUCACCUCACUCGGUUGCGGCAUGGCAUACUGGAGGCGGAGCAGAACAUCUCGGAAGUGUACAUUCAGACCAUCUGUCGCAAACUCGGCGGCGAUGUCUCCGAUGAGGAGGAUGAGGAGGACGACGGGAAGGGAAGUAGCAUGAGCAACAUGAACGUCAGCAGCAACAGCGGGUCGAGCGGCUCUGGCAAAAAGGGGCAGACAUUGAAAGGUCCGGGGACAAAUGAGCCGGGGGGAGGCAAAGGGGAUUUGGGUGGCACAAUCCCCACGGCGCAUUCGGCUGAGCCCCCACCGCAAGAGAAUCAAAAGAAGAAGAAGGGCGGGUAUCUCAUGUACAACCUCACAAAGGAGGAGGAGGAGGAGCUGAAACGAUACCUUGCGAACCGGUCACUGGCUAACCGACAAAAGAUCGGGGUAGAUGAAAACGCCGAGGAUACCAUCAAGAGGGACAGGAAAAACACUCUAAGAGACAGUUUUGUUAAUAAUCGAUCUUUUCUCGGUUUAUUUAGCAGAACAAUACGCCCUGGGGAACGUGAAUUGGUGUCGAAUUCCUCCGAAGAGGAGAAUGAACGCCUCAAGAAGAAGGGCAAGAAGCACCGGUACGGUGAGCUGGAAGGCUCCAUGAUUGACUUGGAUGCAGACGUCUCCACUCCCAAGCAGAAGGGUGCGGCAGGUAAAAGGCGGAGUAGGCAGGAUAACAGCAAUGCGGAAGAAGGGACAACAGAUGGUGGCAGUCAAGUGGAGUCACGGGAGAAGAGCUUUGGGUCGCCCAAGGGCAAAAAGAAGGGUGAUGACGGGGACGAGAAACUGAAGGUGCCCGUGGAAUAUCCAGAGGCCUCCGCCGUACUCCAGCCGAAGCUUUCAAAGGCUCAGGAGAAUGGCUCCUUUUCGGCCAUCGCACCAACGCAAUACUCUGGUGAUUGCAGCUCAACAGAUCCUUCGCAACAUACAUCGCAAUUGCUUCAAAAUCUCACGUUUUUUAACAACAAGCGAAAGGAGUUUGUACUGUCUAAUCAAGAUAUUCACAGUCUGGAGGCAUUCCUCUUCGGGGUGCGUGCCCUGACGGUGCAACUGGGUGAGCUGCAGAAGGCUUUACUGGAGAUGCAGCACGCGGAGGAGCUUGCAAAGAAGGUAUAA